Molecule: messenger RNA, 1846 nt
Organism: Spodoptera frugiperda (fall armyworm)
Lineage: Eukaryota; Metazoa; Arthropoda; Insecta; Lepidoptera; Noctuidae
Gene: mad2
Product: mitotic spindle assembly checkpoint protein MAD2A
Exons: 3
Coding region: 173-796 (207 amino acids)
Biological process (GO): mitotic spindle assembly checkpoint signaling
Cellular component (GO): nucleoplasm; cytoplasm; kinetochore
Source: RefSeq, a predicted model, not a curated record
UCAAGUCAACAGUCAAACGGAACAACGUUCGUUUUUGUGAUCGGCUUUUGUUUAUUUCAAAAGUUUUGUUUUAUAAGAUUUUGAUCAAAUUAACUAAUCUUGUUAACUUUUCUAACAAGAGAAUAAGUUUUAAUUUCAUUAUCAAUUUCUUUGUCGAAAUAUUUAUUAAAAGAUGUCUCAACAACAAACUAAAAAUUGUAUAACUCUGCGAGGAUCGGCUCAAAUUAUUUGUGAAUAUCUCAAAUUCGCUAUCAAUUCGGUGCUGUUCCAAAGAGGUUUAUAUCCACCAGAAACGUUCAAGGCUGAGCAACAGUACGGCAUCACGCUGUUAAUAUCAGAAGACGCUCAAAUCAAGAACUUUUUAACAAAUCUAUUGACUCAAAGUGAAGAAUGGAUAAUAAACAAGAAAGUCAGUAAACUAUCACUCAUCAUCAUCAACGUGGCUAAUAAAGAAGUCCUCGAAUGUUGGGACUUCAACGUGCAAUAUGAAGACGGUGACGUAGCAUUAUCAAAAGAGAAAAACGAAACCGUAGGAAGCAAGGACUUGAAGAAAAUCCAGCAGGAGAUCCGCGACGUAAUGUUGCAGGUAGCCGCCACAAUAUCAUACUUACCAUUCUUAGACUGUAGGUGUUCAUUCGACGUACUAGUUCAUGCUAAAACUGAUUGCGAUAUUCCUGACAAGUGGGCGGAAGCGAAACCAGUAGAGAUAGCGAACGCACAAAAUGUUCAACUUAAAACCUUCUCCACUAGUUUACAUAAAAUGGAAACUGUUGUUAGUUAUAAACUCGUAGAUUAGAGUAAUAUUUAGAUUUACCAUUUUGAAAUAUUUCUUUCAUACAAGAAUACAAUGCUGCAUGAUUUUAUUUUCUCUGACAUCAUCAGUAUUAACUAUUUGGAUGUUAUUUAAACCAAAGCUUUCUUUUCUUUUUGUUUAAUUUAAUACUUUUUAUAAGCCUUUUAUUCUUUACAUCAAUUUAUUUUUCUUAUCAUGAUAUCAUGUUGCUGAAUAAGAAUUAGCUCCAUAACUAAUUCUUAUUUUCAUAAUUGUAUUGCUUGUAAAGUAAUAAAAUAAUUAUGUUUCUGUGCAGCUGAUAAAUUCAAAGAUAUUUUACCACAGUUUUAUUUUUCUGACUACUAUUGAAUGCAUUGUCCGUCACUCCAAACAAUGGUUUAAUUGAAUAUUUUUACUAUUUAUACAUACUGUGUAUGUGUCUGAUUAUUACAUGUUUGAAUGGAUUUUUAUAGUGAGUUUCAAAGUAAUUUUUUGAAGUUGAAAUCAGAUAAGAUACUAACGCCUAUAUCUACAUAAUGGACAAUCCAUGGCUUCUUUCUUACUCCCAAAAGCUUCUUUUCAUAAGUCAAAAAUUUCAUCUGAUUUCAAAUUUGGAAAACAUAAUAUUCUUAUUGGUUAAUUUUACCUACAUUUAAAAUUUAUGCUCUUGGGUAUUGUAUACUGUACAUAGUGCAUUGUCUUAGUGUAGUAACUGUCGUGUAAUAGUAAGAUUACCAUAGCUUGACUGUACUAUAAUAGAUACUGGCAUUUGCACAUAAAGUCACACCAUAGAGUUCACUAUUUAUUUUCAACUUUAACUACUUGUAAUAGAAUUGACAAUUGAGUAAAUAUGUUAGGCACUCUAUUUUCUAGUACCCUUCUUGCUUUAUUUUAUGAGUAGAUGUUCAAUACUGAUUAACUGAUGAAUACUUUGUAGCUCAUUAUAAAACAUCCAUUCACAUUGGUAGAAACUUAAGUAUAAGUAGUUUAAGUUUUUAGCUGUUGUACAUUCCUUUAUUCUGUUGUAGAUGUUUCUGUACUUAGUAAGUGGUUUUUAAUAUAAUAUUAGAUUUA